Lynx canadensis (Canada lynx) is the source of this 1685-nucleotide messenger RNA. It is a transcript of the gene TMEM45B, whose product is annotated as transmembrane protein 45B. The transcript is spliced from 6 exons. Bases 67 to 894 code for a protein of 275 amino acids. The record is from RefSeq and is a predicted model, not a curated record. Lineage: Eukaryota; Metazoa; Chordata; Mammalia; Carnivora; Felidae.
CCUGCUGGGUGGCGGCCGCAGUCGGCGCAGGACGGAGGCGCUCCGCGCAGGUGUCCAAGAACACUGAUGGCAAACUUUAAGGGCCAUGCUCUCCCAGGGAGUUUUUUCUUGAUAGUUGGACUGUGGUGGUCAGUGAAGUAUCCCCUGAUAUACUUCCACCAAAAGGGGAAAAGCAGCCAACUGACUCAUUACCAUCAGCGCCUUGAGAUCAUUGAAGCCGCAAUCCGAACUUUGUUUUCAGUCAUUGGGAUCCUGGCAGAGCAGUUUGUUCCAGAUGGGCCCUACUUCCACCUGUACCAUGAAAACCAAUGGGUGAAGUUGAUGAACUGGCAGCACAGCACCAUGUAUCUGUUCUUUGCAGUCUCAGGAAUCGUGGACAUGCUCACCUAUCUCGUCACCCACGUUCCCCUGGGGGUGGACAGAUUGGUUAUGGCUAUGGCAGUAUUCACUGAAGGUUUUCUCUUCUACUACCACGUCCAUAACCGACCACCCUUGGACCAGCACAUCCACUCACUCCUACUGUGUGCACUGUUUGGAGGGACUUUCAGCAUCUUCUUAGAGGUGAUCCUCCGGGACAACAUUGUGCUGCAACUUUUCCGAACCACUCUUGUUAUUCUUCAGGGCACCUGGUUCUGGCAGAUCGGGUUUGUGCUGUUCCCACCGUUUGGAGCACCCGAAUGGGACCAGAAAGAUGAAGCAAACAUCAUGUUCAUCACCAUGUGUUUCUGCUGGCACUACAUGGCUGCCCUCUGCAUUGUGGCCAUCAACUACUCUCUCGUUUACUGCCAUUUGACUCGGUUAAAGAGGUGCGGAGGAGAAAUCAUUGGGAUUCAGAAGCUGAAGUCAGAUCACACUUACCAGACGGCCCUCCUGACUGGCUCAGAUGAAGAGUGAGGAGGCUACCCGUCAUCAGUGCGGGGUGGACAUGUCCCUUUGAGCACAAACAGCUAGAGUGUGCAAAGGUGUAGCUUGUCUCCUCCAUUUCAAUGCUUCCUUUGGUCUGCUCUUACAGUUCUAUGUAUUCGCACUUUCUCAUUUAAUUGGCUAAAGUUUGUGUUGCUGUGGUAUCCUUCAUAAAGAAAACUGACGCAAGCCUUUAUUUUUGUCUCAGUAUGAAGAGAAAUCAAAGACUCUGAAAGUUUGAGAACAGGAAGUGGCCACGGGAUGAGUCUGGGAUAGGAAUCCAGCAGAACAUCCUGCUUUUGAUAACUUCUCUCUUUUUCAAAUUUCAAGAAAUCAGGUACUUUCUUAUCAGAAAGUAAAUACACGAGACUGACUUUAUUUUAAAGAUACAAUUCUACCACAUACUUCUUAAAGUAAAAUAGUUCACAAACUUUGGUACUUUAAAUGUUACUAAACAUUUCCUAAUUUACCAUUAAUAUUCCAGAGUACUGUAAUAUCACUGAUAAGUCACGACGUUGGGCCAAACGUAUUUUUUUGUUUUGUUUUGUUUUGUUAAUCAGAAAGCUAGUCAGUGGCCCAGCUGAGAGCUGGAACGCAAAUGUUCUGGCUCCUCAAAAGAACUCUAAUAAGAAGACACUAACAGGAAGUGUGUAUAAUGAGGUAGAAAAAUGGCAGGUUGCCGAAGACCUUGAAUUUCAAUACAGCUGAAAGCAAAGCGUAAGAAUCGUGCAAAAGAUGUGACUCUUGAACUAGUAAUAUAAAGUCCUGACAGUCUAAUCUUG